UCUUAUUGAAUUUGUUUUUGUUUGUAGAUUUUGAUGAAUUGAGCUCAGUUAUGGACUCAUAUGCAUUGAGAUCCGUCUCGGAUCUGCCUGCACCUUUUCGGCCCACUUUCGGUUUCAGGUACUUCAAUUCGUUGCAGAGUGAGUGCUUUCCUGGCUGCUUCCUCUCCGACCAAAACAUGGUUAUCUCAGCACCAACAGGAAGUGGUAAAACAGUGCUAUUUGAGCUCUGUAUUUUGAGACUUCUUUCAAGGUUCCUUUCACAGGAUGGGAAGUUCAACCAUAUAAAAGGAAACUUUAAAACAAUCUACAUCGCUCCAUCAAAGGCCUUAGUGCAGGAGAAACUCCGAGACUGGAACCUGAAGCUUGGUUCUUGGGGAAUUAGUUGCUUGGAGCUGACGGGUGACAAUGAAUCUUACAAUGUAAAGAAUAUUCAAGAAGCGGACAUCAUAUUAACUACACCUGAGAAAUUUGAUGCCGUGACCCGGCAUCGCAUACGGGAUGGUGGCUUGAGCUUUUUUAGUGAUAUUGCACUUCUGCUUAUUGAUGAGGUUCACUUGUUAAAUGAUCCACGUGGAGCUUCUUUGGAAGCAAUAGUUAGCAGAAUAAAAAUGCUUGCUCGAAACCCUGAAAUGCGUUCAAGUCCUCUGGCUCAUGUUCGCUUCCUUGCUGUUUCUGCUACAAUCCCAAACAUUGAGGACCUUGCUGAAUGGCUUAUGGUUCCUUCUGAAGGUAUUAAAAGAUUUGGAGAAGAAAUGAGGCCUGUAAAAUUGACCACCAAAGUAUUUGGUUACGCCUCAGCUAGAAACGACUUCUUAUUUGAAAGGCGACUCCAAAACUUCAUUUUUGAUAUACUUAUGCAACACUCCAGAGGGAAAUCUGCAUUGGUUUUCUGUUCCACCAGAAGAGGUGCACAAGAAGCUGCGCAAUGCCUCUGUCGGACUGCAAUGGGUCUUGGCCAUUCAAAUCCAUUCAUAAAACACAGAGAACAACCGAACAGGCUAAAGGAAGCAUCUCUAUCAUGCAGUGAUAAACAAAUGCAAUCAUCCAUUCUUUAUGGAGUUGGUUUUCAUAAUGGUGGGCUUUGCCUAAAGGACCGGAACCUUAUUGAAGGACUCUUUCUCAAUGGUGAUCUUCAAAUACUGUGCACUACAAAUACUCUUGCGCAUGGAAUCAACUUACCAGCACAUACAGUAGUAAUUAAAUCAACACAAUACUUCAACAAGGAGAAAGGGGUCUACUCGGAAUAUGACCGAUCCAUGAUACUGCAGAUGUGUGGGAGGGCAGGUCGUCCACCAUUUGAGGAGACUGGGACAGUCAUAAUCAUGACGAGAAGAGAAACAGUUCAUUUGUACGAGAAUCUCUUAAAUGGAUGUGAAAUGGUGGAAUCACAAUUGCUUUCAUGCACAACAGAGCAUUUAAAUGCAGAGAUAGUUCAGCUAAAUGUCUCCGAUAUUACUUUGGCGAUCGAGUGGCUGAAGUGUUCAUACCUGUAUGUGCGGAUCAAAAAGAAUCCUGAAAAUUAUGGACUUAAGAGAGGGAUUCCUUGUGAACGCUUAGAGAAGCAUAUGCAAGGAAUAUGCCUCCAGAAGGUUAACGAACUAUCAACAUAUGGCAUGAUCUGGACAGAUGAAUAUGGUUUUCUUCUGAAGCCAUUAGAGCCUGGACGGCUGAUGACAAAAUAUUAUUUGAAAUUCAACACGAUGAAAGACAUUAUACAAACAACUGAGAACUCCAGUUUGGAAGAUGUACUCCGUACUGUUUGCCGCUCCCAGGAGAUUGCUUGGAUACAACUGAGACGCAAUGAGAAGAAACUCCUAAAUGACAUAAACACUGAUAAAGAUGGCCGGCUUCGUUUUCACAUCCUUACUGAAAAUGGAAAGCGGAAAAAGCGGAUUCAAACGAGGGAGGAGAAGAUAUUUGUGUUGGCAAAUGACUGCUUGACUGGCGAUCCUUCAAUUCAUGAUUUAUCCCUCAACCAGGACACGAAUUCAAUAUGCUCAAAUGGGUGUAGAAUUGCAAGAUGCAUGAAAGAGUUCUUUAUUUACAAGAAGUGUUACAGGGGUGCUCUGCACUCUACUCUUCUAGCUAAAAGCUUACACCAGAGGCUUUGGGAUGACAGUCCCUACUUGCUGAAACAACUACCAGGCAUUGGAAUGGUCACUGCAAAGGCAUUACAUUCAGCUGGAAUUAACUCAUUCAAGACAAUGGAGGAAGCAGAUCCAAGGAGGAUAGAAAUAAUUACAGGUCGGAAAUACCCAUUUGGGAAUCAUAUCAAGGAGUCCUUAUUAUCACUUCCACCGAAGGUUGAGAUGAAGGCUGAAGAGGCUGAAUGCCGAAGGCAAGGAAAGUCAAAGUUAGUUAUCACGCUAACUCGGUUAUCACAAUCAAUCUCGUCAGUUAAGCGGCAUUAUGCUGACAUGGUUAUAGGUUCGGAAGAAAAUAAUAUGAUCUUUUUUUAUGAGAAAAUAAGAGUUGAAGAGUUUUCCAGCCCCUAUAGUGCAACACUUCUCGUGUCAAACCCUCAGCAAGGAAAGCUGACUGUGAAAGUCCAUCUUAUCUUUGAAGAUUAUGUGGGUCUUGACGUCCAUGAAAAGCUUGUUUUAACUAGGGAGGCCAACCCAAAUACAAUGUGGGCACGUGGAGAUCGACAGUCCGCUCAUACUUAUUCUCUGCCCAGGGAAAUUUAUGUGGUGGAUGAUGAUAACAACAACACUUGUUCUCGUGCUCCGACUGAAGAACCUCAAAUUUUGAGUAAAUCUAAAAGGGUGAUCUCUUCCAUGCCCAGCUUCAACCUCCUACAGGAAGACAUAGAGGAAGGUUUUCCUGCUCCUGAAACUGAAGAAUGCGGUUCUGAGGCAAUAAAUCAACAGACGGUAUUCGACCACAUCCGCAAAAAGGCUAAAAAUUUUCCAUUGUUUUCGACAUCUGCAACAGAAAAUUCAUCUCCAUCCAGAGCCUUACUUCCGACAAGAAAAGCAACAGAAAAGGUAGGCAUGAACGGUAUCCAGAGAGAGAUUGUGAUCCUACCUGACUCAGAACCUAUGGUAACCACAGCGGAUUUCAGCAUUUCAAAGAUCUCUCCAACAGGGAUGAUUCAGAUGAAUGGUCUUGAUAACCACAUUGAUGAAAAUACAGCACCAGAAUACCAUAUGAUCUCUAGAAGCUUCAGCAAUGGAAAAGCCGAGCUUUCUGCUGGAAUUAAGAGUCGCCCGUUUUCAGAUAUCUCCACCCUACAAGCAGAUGUAUGGGAGUCUGGCCAGCGAAGAGCUUCACCAUUAAAAGAAAAGCAUCAUAGUCCAAAAGAAUCAGCUGCCGUUUGCAUGCGAGAUGAAGGCCAAUCAUCAAAAAACGAUGUAAGCUCCAACUGUUUUACUGAUAUCAAAGCCACUCUUAAUGAUCUAACGGAUAUUAAGAUGGAUAUUAAGAAACCGUUCUCAGAUAUCCAACUGCAUCCAAGUUCAAAGGAUCGAAAUGCAGUUGAAAAUUCAGCACAAGGACGCGAUGUUAUCUCUGGAAGUUUGAUAACUGAUGGGAAAUCUGAGCUUGGUUUUCUUGUUUCAAAUGCUGUAAAUGAUCGAACGGAAACCAAGCAGCUGUUUUCAGAUAUCUUCGCUGUGAAACCGGAUGUUUGUGAAACGGGCUGGCAAAGAUCUCCACCAUUGAAACAACAAGAGAUGAUUUCAAAGGAAAUGAAUACAAUUGGUAGAAGGGAAGCUGAGAAACAAUGCUGCUCAUUGGCAACAUCAGGUAAGGAGAUUGGCGUGUCCUUCCUUGGGGUUAAGAGCGUCUUUUCAUUUCUUUAAUCUUGUUUUUGUAAAUCGAUGUUUCUUGAAUCUGAUUCAAACAUGGAAGCUACAAUAACUGAAGUGUAGAAUAUGAAACUACAUAGCUGUUUGGGAAGUAUAGCAAUCUGGUCUACCUAUGUCAGAUUGUCAGUCGAGAGAAUGUGUGAUCAAUGGAUAUAAAGUACCCACCAGAACCUGGUGUAUAAACCAUCUCAACCAUUCCGUUUGUGUUCAUACCCAUGAUCGUCACCAUCCAAUUGAUGGCCAUAGAGAAGGAACCAAGCCCAGUCCGAGCCAGGCCCUCCAAAUAGAUAUUGGUCACAAUGUUACGUAAGUUGGGUUGUGCUAGCCUAUCCUAUCGGGUCCUUGGGGAGAUUAUGAUCGGGCCCAGUCCAUUAGCUGCAAACUGUGAAAUCUUGGCCCUGGACCAAAACUGCAAGGCUCUUGGCUCAUCCCAAACCUGUC
This is a messenger RNA of Magnolia sinica, 4250 nucleotides long. RefSeq names its product DExH-box ATP-dependent RNA helicase DExH17. The record is from RefSeq and is a predicted model, not a curated record. The coding region runs from base 51 to 3803 and encodes 1250 amino acids. Gene Ontology annotation, molecular function: nucleic acid binding; ATP binding. The transcript has 26 exons. NCBI's taxonomy places the organism in Eukaryota, Viridiplantae, Streptophyta, Magnoliopsida, Magnoliales, Magnoliaceae.